AUGGUUGAUGAAGCACGUGACAUAUCAAUGAAGAAGCAAAUGGCCUUGGUGGUAAGGUAUGUCAACAAAUCUGGUAGUGUGAUUGAGCAAUUUUUAGGGGUUGAACAUGUUACUGAUACUAGUGCUUUGACUCUUAAAGCAACUAUUAAUGAUUUUUUUUCUCGAUAUGGAUUGAGUGUCUCUAAAUUACGAGGUCAAGGUUAUGAUGGAGCUAGUAAUAUGAGAGGUGAUACACGUUGGAGCUCUCAUUACAACACUUUGUUGAGUUUGAUCCAUAUGUUUGAUGCAGUAAUUGAUGUAGUUGAAGUUAUUGGUCGCGAUGCUUCAAGUACAAAUCAUCGGAUUGAAGCACAAGAUAUUGUUGAUAGGUUUUUGUCAUUUGACUUCGUAUUGAGACUAUUUUUGAUGAAAAAUGUAUUGACAAUCACAAAUGAGCUAUCUCAAACACUUCAAAGGAAAGAUCAAGAUAUUGUAAAUGCAAUGAGAUUAAAUGUAACCAUAUUUUAUAAGAAACACAAAGUUGAUGUUCCUCAAAUGAAUGUUAAAUAUGUUGCUCGAGGACGAAGAAGACGAAAUGAAGAAGAAAUGUCAAACCUACAUCAUUAUAAGUUUGAAACGUUUUACACUAUUUUGGAUAUGCAACUUGGAGAAUUAAAUGCUCGAUUCUCUAAUUCAACAAUGGAAUUGCUUGUGUGCAUUGCUUGCCUUGAUCCAUCUAACUCAUUCUCUCACUUUGACAAGGACAAAUUACUUCGUCUUGUUGAAUUUUAUCUACAAGACUUCACCGAACUUGACAAAUGCAAGCUCAAUGAUCAAUUGGAUACUUACAUAGUUGAUAUGAGCUUAAGCAGUGAAUUUCAGGGGUUGAAUGGAAUUAGUGAUCUUGCUCGCAAAAUGGUAGAAACCAGGAGAAACAAGGUGUAUCCUUUGGUUUACCUGAUUUUGACUUUGGCAUUAAUGUUGUCGGUUGCUACUACUACAAUCGAGAGGGCAUUUUCGGCUAUGAGUAUCAUAAAGAGUAGAUUGCGCAGUCGGAUGAGAGAUGAGUGGUUGAGUGAUGCUUUUAAGAGUUUGAUUUAUGCUAUCUAG
Molecule: messenger RNA, 1089 nt
Organism: Erythranthe guttata (spotted monkey flower)
Lineage: Eukaryota; Viridiplantae; Streptophyta; Magnoliopsida; Lamiales; Phrymaceae
Source: RefSeq, a predicted model, not a curated record